CCGUCCCUGCGUGCGCCGACGCUUCCGGCUGCCGACAUGGCGGCGCAGAAGAUCAACGAGGGGCUGGAGCACCUCGCCAAGGCCGAGAAGUACCUGAAAACUAGUUUUUUAAAAUGGAAGCCAGACUACGACAGUGCUGCUUCGGAAUACGGAAAAGCAGCUGUUGCUUUUAAAAAUGCCAAGCAGUUUGAGCAAGCCAAAGACGCCUGCCUGAAGGAGGCUCUUGCCCACGAGAACAACAGGGCUCUUUUCCAUGCUGCCAAAGCUUAUGAGCAGGCCGGCAUGAUGCUGAAGGAAAUGCAGAAGCUGCCAGAGGCUGUUCAGCUGAUUGAAAAAGCCAGCAUGAUGUAUCUGGAAAAUGGUACCCCCGACACGGCGGCCAUGGCCUUGGAGAGAGCCGGAAAGCUUAUAGAAAAUGUGGAUCCGGAAAAAGCGGUACAGCUGUACCAGCAGACGGCUAACGUGUUUGAGAAUGAGGAGCGCUUACGGCAGGCAGUUGAAUUACUAGGAAAAGCCUCAAGGCUGCUGGUGCGGGGACGCAGGUUUGAUGAGGCAGCCAUCUCUAUUCAGAAAGAAAAAAAUAUUUACAAGGAGAUUGAGAAUUACCCAACUUGUUAUAAGAAAACAAUCGCUCAGGUCUUGGUUCAUCUGCAUCGAAACGACUACGUGGCUGCGGAGCGCUGUGUCAGGGAGAGCUACAGCAUCCCGGGCUUCAACGGGAGUGAAGACUGCGCCGCCCUCGAGCAGCUUCUUGAAGGGUAUGACCAGCAAGACCAAGAUCAGGUGUCCGAGGUCUGCAACUCACCGCUCUUCAAGUACAUGGACAAUGACUAUGCCAAGCUGGGGCUGAGCUUGGUCGUCCCAGGAGGGGGCAUCAAGAAGAAGUCACCUGCCACACCCCAGGACAAACCUGCUGGCGUCAGCACCGCAGCGGCCGAGGAGGAGGAAGACGAGUACUCCGGAGGGCUGUGCUAGUGCUCCACCCGCAGCGCCCAAGGGCAGAACAGGAAGGAGCUCCUCAGGCUUGGGACUGGGGCCCGGGGACUUUGCUUCGUAACGUCAGGAUUUGGAAUGCUCGUGCAGACCCCAUUUCCGUUACCAAUUCUCCAAGUCAGCCAUUGUACCUGCUCCCUAGAAGUGAUGGGUUGGGGUUUUUUUUUUUGUUUUUUGUUUUUUCAUGACAGGAGCAAGAAUUAGAACAUGUACUGCCAUGUUAAAUACAGUUGACUUUAAAAUUUACGAGCCGAACUUUAGCCUGAGUACAUUCUGAAGAACUGGUGGGGAUUCGACGGGCGCUCCUCGAGUGUGUUGGUAGAGCGUUCUCUGCACUUCAUUUCAUAACUGCUGCUAGAAGUAAGCUCUAUUGGUAAAAUAAUAUAUGUAUAUAUAUAGAUAUUGUUUUAAAAUGGGGUUUUUUUUUGUAUUGAAGAGGAAAUGUGUCCCCUAUGAUGUCAGAAAAUAUUUGAGUUGUCCAGUCUUUUCAGAAGUGAGGUUGGACAGGAAGCUGCUUGGAGCCUUACAAUGUUAGUCCGGAAAAGAUGCAGCGAAGCCGUCAUGUGUGAGCUGGCAGAGCCACGGGGAGCAGGACCAGUCUGUAACUGCGUGCUGUCCUCAUGGGGCGCCUGUUCCUUCCGUCCUAGACUCCAGGCUGGCUUAGUUUUUAUAUAGUGGGAACAUGCUUAGAAAGUGAUUUUAAGCAUCCUGAGAGAUGAUAGUAUCAUAAUUCUAGUGCAUAAUGCACUUUUUCCUCCCAGAAUAAUUUCUCAUUUAUUUUGAGUUGUAACUGCAAACAUCAAGCUGAGGCAGGAAAUGGUGUAUGCUACAAAAAGUUGGUUGAAGGGGGAGAAUUAUUUUUGAAAGACGUGUUUAAAACACCACACUAUCAGCAUUUUAUACCUUAUGCUUAUUUCCAAAAACAUGCCUUUGUAGCAUUCCUUUUUUUACUUUAAUUGGACAGAGGGUACCAGCGGCAGUAUGCUUUGUUCUGGCACGCACGCCCUGUCGCUAGCCUCACUGCCAACACUGAGGGGAGUCGGGCUCAGGCACAGCCGGCCUUCUCUGGGGGUGUGCCUGGGUGGGUGAGGCCCGUGCACAGCCCCCCUCGGGUCUCCUGGAAAACACUAAAUCACCUUGUGUCUCCCACGAUGACUUGCAGAGCUCUGCAGGUACUCGGCUCAUCUUCAAGGCCAUUACGGAGAUCAUGAAUGAGCCAAAUAAAGCUGUAUCUAAGGUUUUCUUUUUCAAGACAGAUCCUGUCAUUCUGAUACCCUUUUUUUUUUAACUUUUAAAACAUUUUUAUUUUAUGAUGCAAUUCCUUAGGCUCUAGGAUUCCCCCCCAACCCCCCUGCUAAGUCCCUUCCCCUCACUAAUUCCCCGUGUCAUUACAGCAGCGUAGGGCCUUGUGGGCAGUGCCACGUCCAUCAGUCAGCUGAGUGUGUCCUGACAGUGCGGAUGGCGCAGACCCUGACGGCCGGCAAGAACCUUCCCGAAUCACUCGAAUACUCGUUUUAGCUGACUAGUCUCGGCAGAUUUAGCAGCACUUUACAGACCGAAUAGACCAUCACAAACCCAGAAAAAAUUGUUUUCAUGUUAACUCUCCUUGCAUAGUGUAAAUUUAAACAAAUCCAUGCUUUCCAUCACAGCAGUACCCCUGAGCUUCAGGCAGCAUAAGCAGCCUGUCCCUCGGCCGCCUCUGCCCACGAGCACGUUCCUUGGAUGGCAGGGUCGUCAUGUAGGGUGUCUAAUGAAAAACAUUGGUUCCAUAAGCAUCGUUUUCUUUUCUGUAAGUCUUUUUUUUUUUUCCUGAGAGUACAGUCAGAAAUGGAAAACUCUGUGUUUACAAGAAAAAUGGUUUUCUAAAACCAUUGUGUCAUCCGUUUUACCCAAUGAGAGUGCAUGAAUAUGCUCAGAAUCUAGUAUUCAGUGUUCUCCUAUCCUGUACGUCUACAGAAUAUGCUUAAUAUAUUGGAUUUAUUUGUACAUACUCAGAUUGGUAUUUGUGUAUGGAAUUCUGUGCUGUAUUCCUUCUAUUUCCCUACUCUUUGAUGAGUGGGAUAUUAAGUGUAUAGAUACAGAAAUACAAAUUACUGUUCCUGUAGGAAGGUGAUUAUGAAAAUAAAACCUGGAACUACA
Ochotona curzoniae (black-lipped pika) is the source of this 3132-nucleotide messenger RNA. It is a transcript of the gene NAPG, whose product is annotated as NSF attachment protein gamma. The record is from RefSeq and is a predicted model, not a curated record. Gene Ontology annotation, cellular component: vacuolar membrane; SNARE complex. The coding region runs from base 37 to 975 and encodes 312 amino acids. The transcript has 12 exons. Gene Ontology annotation, biological process: intracellular protein transport. Lineage: Eukaryota; Metazoa; Chordata; Mammalia; Lagomorpha; Ochotonidae. Gene Ontology annotation, molecular function: syntaxin binding; soluble NSF attachment protein activity.